Clarias gariepinus (North African catfish) is the source of this 1049-nucleotide messenger RNA. RefSeq lists its product as uncharacterized. Lineage: Eukaryota; Metazoa; Chordata; Actinopteri; Siluriformes; Clariidae. The coding region runs from base 322 to 1005 and encodes 227 amino acids. The record is from RefSeq and is a predicted model, not a curated record. Gene Ontology annotation, cellular component: membrane; cytoplasm. The transcript is spliced from 6 exons.
GCUCCUGGGUUGGAGAAAAUCGCGCUGUCAAUAUCAGCCACCUGGAGGAACUCAAUACUAUGGAGAAUCCUACUGUAGUCCCAGAGUGGUGUCAAGACUAUCAUAUGGGGAGUGUGUGCUUGAAACUUUGCUUCUUGUGACUGCAAGCAAGAUAACUGAUCUCAAGUGAACUUUGACCCACUGCAAAGGCUAGUUUUCAUUGGUCAAGUCUUGGACUGAGUCCUCUCUCUGUUAUCUUCUGAAGCCAAUCAGAAUAAAGUUAGAUAGGUAAUACCCAGUGAUCUGUGUCAGUCCCUCAAGUCUAUUGUAUGGUGAGCCAUCAUGAAUAAAGUGAGAGCCAUGUUCAACUCCUAUCCAUAUAUUACCAAUGUGGUGGGCUAUACAACCCUCUUUGCCACUGCAGACUUGAUCCAGCAAAGUAUGCUAGAAGGAACCCGCACUCAAAGCACUCAGCUUAAUGGGGAAAAUUCUAAGGAAGAGGCAUCAGUUAUAUACAAAGAAGAAGGAGCUCUGGAUCAGCUAGAAGCCUAUAAAUGGAACAAGCAUUCAGCAAAAGAAAAGCUGGUGACAAAUACUGCAAUGCACAACAUUAACUGGAGCCAAACCUUUCGUGUUGCAUUAGUGGGGCUGUGUUUUCAUUCCAACUUCAACUACCACUGGCUACGUGCAUUAGAGAAAAGGUUUCCUGGUGGAGGGGCCAAAAAAAUAUCUGUGAAAGUUUUUCUGGAUCAGCUAGUUGCUGCUCCUGCAACAAUAAGUGCCUUCUACAUAGGGUUGAGUGCGUUAGAAGGGCGAGAUGACCCCUUGGAAGACUGGAAAAAUAAAUUCUGGACAUCCUACAAGACUGGGGUUGUGUAUUGGUCCAUAAUGCAGGCAGUAAAUUUCUCUCUGGUUCCUCCAAUAGCACGCACAGUUUUUGUUGGGGGAAUCUCUCUGGGCUGGACUGUUUUUCUGUGUCAUUUUAAACAGCAAAAGAAUGAUUCUCCUUCCAGUUGCCGUACAUAGCACCCAUUAUAUCUGAACCAUAAAAAAUAAACUAGUCUGCUGUU